CGGGCAGCAGACGCCGGACCUCCGCUCCGUCGCCACCGCUGGGCGUUUUUCUGCCGCUGACGUCGUAGACACGCUCGCGCGCGCGCGCACGCGCACAUUCCCGUCGUUCGCCGUGUGUGUUGUUCGCCCGUCCGACGUACGCUCGUCCCCGCAGCUGCCGCCGACGCCGACCACAUUCGGCCGCAUUUCGGCUACGUCGCGAAACCGACGGCGAUUCCAUUGUCGCGACCCCACCGUGUCCGCUCGUCGGUUUCGCCGUUAUGGUCAUUUCCCGUCGGCCGACCUCGAGUCGCUGUUGACGACGCCGCCGCCGCCGCCGCAGCUGCUUUCGUCCCGUUGUCCGGUGUCCAGUCCGGUCCGUACGGAUACACGCGUACGAUACACGGUAAACUUCGGGCGAGUCCACGCCGUCGAUCGUGUCAAUUCAGGUAUUGCACCCGGUUAUUAUUACGAUGUUAUUUGUCAGCGUUGUCGGCCCGCGCGGCACACACAGGUGGACGCGGGCGAGCGCAAGGCGGACGGGUGUCGUAGGCGAUAAUAACGAUCGGUGCGGCGGUAAAAUGUGUCGUGUUAUCAGCGCGGCCGCACCGGAGUUGUCCACGGGUUCGGUCGGUACCUGUGCGGCGACGUUCGAACGCGUAGGUCUUUGCACGUAGGCCAGCAAACACGGGGGGGCGCCUACGAGGCCUGCCUAUCGAUUGCGCGCGGCGGCCGAGAUGGUUUUGUGUUGCGUACGCGAAGUCCGGGCAGGCCCUACCCGGACGCGUACGAAUCGAAUAUUGCGAUUUCGGUUCGGUACGACACGGUCCGUUUUUCACUCGCCAUUCGUUGUGCGAUUGUCGCGCGGUACAUUUCGUUAUUGUUAAUAUCUGGCCAAUUGUCGUACCUGUGUACGUACGACUUCGGACGCGCAGGUACCCCGCGUGACAUUUUACGAUUACGUCCGUGAAUUCGUGCACCGUUUAUUGAUAUGACGGGUAUGCGGGUACUCGAUUGUUACCGUAAAAAAUUCCGAGUUAACAGGUUUAACUGGCGUGUCGUUAAUUCAAUUCGUAAUUGGUAGAUUUUAUGUGCCGUUGUUAUUGUACGGUUUGUUUUUGUUUUUUUUUUCUAAAUUGAAAUUAGCCACGAGUGCGGUUGAAAUAUUAUUACGUAUCUACCCGUUUCUCAAUAUGUUAUGGACGCCUAAUAAAUAUUAUUGCGCGUCCUUUUUGUAAACAUUCGAGUUGAGUGUUGAUUACAGUUUCAAACGUUUGUGAAUUAUUUUAUCAGCGUUUUUAUUAUUUUACUACAGUCUGUUAACUACUGUUGUUUGUAUAUUUGAACAGUUUAUUUUUGUUUUCGUUUCAUAUGUACCUUAUGUCUACAAACAGUGUUUUACAUUAAUAUUACAGAUAUUAGGUAUUGUAGGCAUUUUAAUAAUUUGGUAAUUAUUCCUAAUAGCGUUUGUAUUAAUUAUAUUAAAUUUAGAUAACGGUUUAAUAAUAAUUAACAGUUAGCAAGUCAUUAAAAAAUUUAAAGAUUAUGAUGUUAUGUUUAUUAUUUAUAUGUUAUUAAUUUUAUAAUGUACCUACAUAACUAUUUAUGUUUAACAACUGUUAUCUUGUUGAAACGUUUACUCCUAUAUUAGUGGGUCGUUAAAUAUCAAUUAAAAAUAACAAUAAUAAUAAUCAUAGUUCACCUAACAAUAAGCAUAUCUAAUUAAUAUCGUAGUAUAACUUUUCUGUGUCCAAUAUGCAAGUAGGUAAAACCAAUAUAAAUAAAUCAAUACUUAAGAAACGAUGAUAAUCUUUGGUUUUUCACGCAUCGCGGAAUAAGUAGGUGCCUAUUUUAAAUAUAAAAUAAUGUUACCUAUUUCAUUUUUGCCUAUUAAUUAUUGCUCGAACUAAUUUCGCACUUGAUUGAGCCGGAAUGUUUUCUUUUUUAUUUUCUGUUCAUUAUGAUAUUAAUUAGCUAUUACCAUUGCAACAAUUAUUAUUUUAAAGAGAAAUUUUAAUAAGGUACAUAAUAUUAUGGGUAUUAUUGUUAUGUAAUCAAUUGAUAAAAAAAUAAUAUGGCUAUCUAGUGUAAUAAGUGGGUAUGUUAAAAUUAAUGACAUGUAUCAAAGUAAUUAUUAAAAAUAGUUAUUUGUUACAAUAUUAAAGUCUUUAAAAGACUACAUUCUAAUGUUUAAAUUGCCCAUUUUUACCGAUAUUAAAUUUAUGUAAGCGGAUACGUAUUGAUCUCUAAUUGUAGAACUUAGUCAGCCGAUAAAAAAUCAUUUUUACAAGAGUUAUUUUUUUCCCGGUUUUCUUUCUUGGAAAACUAUUAGUACAUUAUCUACCUAUUUAUUAUUAAUAUAAUGAAUGUUGAUAAAUAUUAUGAUAAUAUCAAUUGGGUAUAAUACCUACAUAUCUUUUUGUUUUAUCUAAUAAAUUUUAAUUAUUUUAAUUCUCAGAUCAUGCGUUGUCGAUAUCAAUGUAUAUAAUUUCCGAUUGUAUAAGUUGAAAUAUCUUGAACGUACUACUAUAGCACUCUUUAAGACUAUUCAGUUAUGUUGGAAGCUAGAUUGUUAGCAGCCGAUCGUGAAUCAGCUACGUGGCAAGGUAAACCAACAGCUAAUAAUAUUCGUCCUCCACUUCACGCACACCACCAUCAUAUGUCCGCAAUGAGACCAGGUAUUCAUAGACAUACAUCAAUUAAAUUACAAAUAAAGUUUUUUUUAAAUUAUUCUUAUUUUUUUAUGUAGUUAAUAAAUCCAACCAAGAAGACAACUGUUAUGUUGUGGCAAAAUACGACUACGUUGCUCAAAGUGGUCAAGAACUAGAUUUAAGAAAAAAUGAUCGAUAUCUAUUAUUGGACGAUUCCAAACAUUGGUGGAGAGUUCAAAAUACUCGUGGUUUCUCAGGUUACGUGCCGAGCAAUUAUGUAAAGAAAGAAAAACCUUCUCUUUUUGACAGGUUAAAAAUUAUAAUUUUCUAGUUUAAUAAUUUUUAUUUUUAUUAAUAUAAAUAGUAGUUAUAAAUGUUUGAUCGGUUUUAUUUUAGUAUUAAAAAGAAAGUGAAAAAAAGCAGUAGUAACUCGUCUAGUGGAAAUGCGGGUAGUAAAACAUUACCUUGUGGUGGACACAAUAAUAGUCGUAGUGUAAGUGAAUCUCCGACAAUGGCUAGACGUUUACCGGCUGAUCCAUCUGAAGCAAUUGGAACAGCUCUAGUAAAAUAUAACUAUCAAGCUCAACAACUAGAUGAACUAUCUUUAAUAAAAGGAACUAGAAUAUUAAUUCUUGAAAAGAGCAAUGAUGGGUAUUAAUUUUAUUCCUUUCUUAUAUUUGCUUCACUUAAAGCAAACUGUAUUUUAAAAAUAUACUAAUAAAAACAGAUGGUGGAGAGGACAAAGUGGUUGUCAAGCCGGAUGGUUUCCGAGCAAUUACACUACUCAAGAAGAUGAUAACAAUGGAGAUGAUAUGGGUCUCCAUACAUAUGCAAUGGCCGAAAAUGUUCUGGACAUAGUUGUUGCAUUAUAUCCAUUUACUGGUACAUCUGAUCAGGAAUUGAGUUUUGAAAAAGGAGAUCGUUUGGAAAUUUUAGAAAGACCAGUUACUGAUCCAGAAUGGUACAGAGCAAGAAACGGGCAAGGUCAAAUUGGUUUAGUACCAAAAAAUUAUUUACAGGUGAAAUAAUUUUCCAAAUCUAAAUUCCUUGGAAUAGAAAAUAAUAAAAAUAUAAUUAAUUAAUAUAUUAUUGUACCUAACAAUCAUUGUACAAACAUGUUAUUUUAUAGGAACUCAGUGAAUAUUUAGCUCAACCUAUAACUCAAGCUGUAAGUAGUGUUCAAGUAAUCGACAAACCUCAUUUAGUAGGAAAACCAUGGUAUUAUGGAACCAUAACUAGAGCUCAAUGUGAUACGGUAUUAAACAAAAGUGGCCAAGAUGGCGAUUUCUUAGUUAGAGACAGCGAGACUAAUGUAAAUAUUUUAAAUUUAUUAUUAAAAAUAAAUUACAUAAACUAACAAUAUAAUAAUAUAAUAAUUUAUAUUUUAUAAAUAGGUAGGAGAUUACUCAGUUUCAUUAAAGGCCCCAGGCAGGAACAAACAUUUUAGGGUUCAUGUGGAGGGAGCCCUUUAUUGCAUUGGUCAACGCAAAUUUCACACAUUAGAUCAACUUGUCGAUCAUUACCAAAGAGCUCCAAUUUACACCAAUAAGCAAGGAGAAAAAUUAUUUCUCAUCAGAGCUUUACCUCGAACAAAUGCAUAAUGAUUUGCAUUGGUAAGUUUUUUUAAUCACAGAAAAAAAAUAUUUUACUUUAAAAAAAUUAUAUUGUCUACUUUGAAAUAAUGAUAGCUACUGUAUAAAUUAUUUAAUCAAUUAUUUUGGUGGAAUGUAAAAUUUAUAUUCUGAAGUUAAUUGUACAUUAAUUAUAUCCAUUAGUUAAAUUAUCAUCUUAAUUGUUGUAGUCAUGUUUAAACUUGCUUAUUACUGACCUUUAAGUUAAAUACAGUUAUAAAAAAAAACCUAACUGGGUUUAUAUUCAAAAAUUAAAAGUGAAAUUAAAUAAUUAAAUAUUUUAGACAUAUAUUAUUGUUAUUUUACAUAAUAUUAUAAUUAAAUUUAUUAAAUGACAACUUAAAUGUUUUAAAAUUGAAAUACCAUAUUGCUCGAUGUUUAUUUAUUAGUUAAUAUUUUUAUUUUGUUUUCAGGCUAAACAAAUUAAUAUGAAUUAUCAUUUUAUCAAGAAAAUAAUUGCUGUACAAAAGUAAUUACAUUAUUAAUAUACUGAAAUUAAGAUAUUCCCCCAAGUAUAUUUAAACUUAAUUAAGAACAUUCAAUAUAGACUAGUCAUUUAAAAGUUUGCCCAAAUCAUUUAUAGAAUUGUUAUAUAUAUUUUUUUGUCUUUAAUUAUUAAUUAGCAUAAUUUGUAUUUAUUUUUUUUCUAUAGUUAUUUUUUGUGUUUCUUAAAAUUAAUUUGAAACCAUUAACAUUCUCACUGAUAAAUGCCAACAUUAAAUUCAAAAAAUUAAUAUUUAUAAUAUGGCUACUGUAUGAUCGUUAUAAUAAUAUAAAUUAAUUAUAUUAACUAAAAUAACAAAAACUAUUACUUCCUCAAAUUUCAUUUAUAUAAUCUGCUGUGAAAAUGUGAUAAUGAUUUUUAUUACUAUUUUGUAUAUUAACUUUUAUAAAUUAAUAAUACUAUGCACUAUCAUAUAUUACAAAUGUAAUCAUAAUAUAUUAUUUUAAUUUAUAUCAUAAAUUAGUAAAGAUUUAAAGUAUUGCAUUCUUAAAAUUUAGGUCAAUUUUUUUUUCUUUUUUACUCAUUAUUAUUUUAAUAAUUUUUUAUAAUAUAAUGCAAAAUUAUUACUUAAUAUUUUAAAGAGUGAAGAACCUUCUAUAAAACUAUUACUACUAGUCAUAAUUAUAUUCAAAUUAUGUAAUUAUAUGGUUUUAAACAAUUAAAGUUUGAAUAAUACCAUAUUGAAUAUUGUGUUAACACAGUAACAUUGUUACUUAUUAUACAGAUCUCAUCUCGUGUUAAUAUGCAUUGAUAUUCAAGUUCUGAAUGAAUUUGUUCAUUCAUAACUAAACCAACAAAUUAAAAAAAAAACAACCUUUAUCUUUAUGUACAUUAUUUUUUUUUUUUUUUUAAUAGUAUUUAAACUUUCAAUAAUGUAUAACUAUGCUCUCUUUAAAUGAGCGGUGAUUUUUUUUUCCUUUUUGUUUUUUUCUACUUGCCUUCUAAGCAAAUAAUAGUGUUAAUUAAUUACACUAUAUGUAUCUAUUUUAUUGUUAUAAUUUUAAAUCAAAUUAAUGUUAUAAUAAUGAUCAAUUUUUAUUUAUACAGUUUUUUUUUAGAUUAUCCUUUUUUAAUAAGCUAUAACUAUUUAGAUAUUAUGUUUGUGUGUGUAAUAUGACUGCAUGUAUAUAUUAUAUUUAGUCUAUGGCUUUGAUAAGAAUUUUGCAAAGAUUGCAUAUUUUUUUAAUUGUGUUUUAAAAGAAUUAUCUUAAAUCAAUUAGAGUUAGUUUUUUUUUUUUUUAUGUUUUUAUUCAUUUUUCAAGAGAUUUUGAUGUGUAUAUUAUUAUAAAAGUGUUUCUUAUUUUAUCUUAUAUAUACAUAAUUUGUAUAAUUUUUUUUCCCUUAAGAGAUGUAAAUAAUAAAAUGUACUCAGGUAUACAUAAUUUUUAAUAUUUUUGAAUUGUUAAGACUUUUAAAUUAUAAUUUUCCUUAUUAUUAUCAGUGGAGUGCAAAUGGGAUUAUCAAGUAAUGCAACUACAUAUUGUGCUUUUAGGGGGAGUGGGUGUCGAUUACUGGUGUAUUAAUGCCACAGAAAAACUUAAAAGGAAAAAUAGGGUGGAUUUACAGCAUUGUACUCAAAAAAUUCCUCAACACAACCAGUGAUGUUGAAAAUUUGAAAAGUAGUUCAUUGUAAAUUGUACUAAGUGGUAAAAAAAAAAAUGAACUGAAAUAUUUUUUUUUUUUAUUAAAAUUAAAAUCAAAUGAUGAAAAUCGUACAUAUUAAAUUAGUUAUUAUUAGUUUUCCUAAUAAUUACGAAAAAUCAUUUAAAAUAUGGUAAAGUGUAC
Cinara cedri is the source of this 6551-nucleotide messenger RNA. The record is from the annotation of a GenBank genome assembly. NCBI's taxonomy places the organism in Eukaryota, Metazoa, Arthropoda, Insecta, Hemiptera, Aphididae.